Messenger RNA from Lycium barbarum (goji berry), 3724 nucleotides. RefSeq lists its product as uncharacterized. The record is from RefSeq and is a predicted model, not a curated record. Lineage: Eukaryota; Viridiplantae; Streptophyta; Magnoliopsida; Solanales; Solanaceae. The transcript has 5 exons. Bases 723 to 3632 code for a protein of 969 amino acids.
AGAUGUUGGUUCUCAUGACAUGUUGACCAGGAAGCGUGGGGUUGCUCAGUUUGUCCAUUCUUUCUUAUCCUACGCAUCAAACUGUGCUCUCCACCCUGAAAAAGGAAAGAAGAGCUGUUUUCACACAGCACAGCUUUAUUCUGCUAAUCUUCUCUUCUUUCUCUGGAAGAACAGAAGGUUUCACUUUCUGGGGUUCCUCAAUACCCUAAAAAAAAAGAUUUUUAUUAUAUGGUUGCGUGACUUAGCAUGUGCUACCUCUAGUGUACAAAUGAUUCUCCUUUUUAAAAAAGAAUAUGGUAAUCCAAGAUUCAGUCAAUACCCUUUUCUUUCUUUCCUUUUUUAUCUUCCAAGAGUGUCCUAUAGUCAGUUCUAGCUGUUUUCUUGAACAGUAGCACAUUUGCGUGAAAGUAAAAAACAUUCUGGGUAUUGCUGUUUUCUUUGUUUGAGAGUGGUUUCUUGUGAAAAUUUGGUCAUAAUUGAACACAGCUCAGGGUGCUACUGUUCAUUACUAUUUUCUUGUUCCUGAUGUUUUUGUUGGGUUUUUGCUUUGUUUCUUGCAUGAAAAUGUGAGUGGGGUGGGCAGAGGGGCCAGCGGUUUUUUUUUUUCCAAUUAAUAUGCUGAUAAUGUUUGAUAGAAUUUUUUUGGGAAGCCAAAGUAGGUGAAUCACAUUCAGUAGAGUGUGAGAAAAAAGGUGAAGAAAUUCAAGAGAGGAUUUUGAGGGAUGAGUGUUAGCUCAGUUAGAGAAAUGAAUGACAGUUUAGCUAUAACAGCAUCAUCAUUAGCCAUUACUGAGAAAAAACCUCAAAGGCCUGGAGGUUUUGCGGGCAUUUUCUUUCAGCUCUUUGAUUGGAACCGUAGAUUUGCCAAGAAGAAGCUGUUUCCAAAGAAACUGCUUUCAUCAGCUCGCUUUAAAGAGGCUUCAAAGAAGUUUGGAGGGGAUGAGAAGCAGCCAAAGAUUCGUUUGAUUGCUAAUGAGAACAGUGGGGGUUUUCCAAAUGCAAAGAACAAUGGAAUGACUAAUGCUCGUUGUGAAAGCAAGCGCGAGAUGAAAGCUCCAAAUUUGGUUGCUAGGCUCAUGGGUUUGGAAUCAAUGCCUGCAGGACCAGGCGGUAAGUCCAAAAAGGCUUCAGCUUCUGGAAUUGGGAGCAAUAUGGCAGAGAAGCUUGGUGCUCAGCCUGGCGGAUCUGAUAAUGAAGAUAUGAAUUUUGAGAAGGCCGAAAUAAAGCGUGAAUUGAGGCCUCAAAAGCUUCAAAAGACAGGGCUGAGCGAGAGACGUCCGGUCAGCAGAUUUAGUGCUGAAGCAUUGCAGUUGAAGACUGUAUUAUCAAGGCCAAGGAAACAUCAGCCUAAGUUGGUUUCCCCAGUAAAAAGUCCUAGAAAUGUUUCUGGUAGGAAUGCAUCUAGGUUGAUUGGGGCUGCAACUAGAAUUUUGGAACCGGGGUUGCAAAAGAAUAGGGCGAAAUGUGCUCUCACUUAUCCUAGAUAUUUUUCUCCCUUAGAGGAUAAAGCAGAUUUUGCACCACACCAUUCGGAAUGCCCUAAUUCCUAUGUGGAUUCAAAGACUUUGAAAGGAGCAUCUGUGCCUUCAUGUAAAAAUUGUGGUUAUUUGCUUCAUAGUAAGAAUGGUACACCAAAUGUGGAUGAACACCAACACCCAUCGUCUGUUUCGUCACCUGUUUCCAGUUACUCUGAACCUUCUUGUCAAGGUCCAGGAAUAAAUAUGCCAAGGUUGCCCAUUUUUGGCAGCAGGAAUCAACAAGAGAUAGAAAUAGAUGAUGUAUCAUACUGUACAGAACUCAUAUUGGGCAAGAGACCUAUAAGCAGAAGUCAAAUAGAGAUGCAUGGCACCCGCAAAGGGAGCAAUGUGAAGAAGGAUGUAUCAUCUGUCACUCAUGUGCAUAAGCAGAAGCAAAGUCAAACAUCUCAGUAUAGAGAGAGAGGUCUUAUGAAGUCUAAGCCAAGUAGUCUGCAGAGCAACAAAGUUUUAGCAGCUACAGAAUCUACGAAUAAUACCAAAAAUUUUGUUGCACAGAACAGAAGGUUAGGUGCAUCCAGCUGCAAGUUUGAAACUGAAAGAAAACCUUAUUCAAGGAGAAGUGAUUGCCUCUCUCCGGUGCGGAAGAAGAGAUUGAUGAAUGUCUCUAGACAAGGUGAAAGUUCUGUGGGAAGAGAAUCAAGACCUUGUUCAGACAAAACAAGUAGAAAAGAUGUUGUUUUUCCGAUUUCCUCUGUUGAUAAGCACUCCACUAAACCAAAGCUGCCAUGUUUGCGAGAAAGUGGCACAAUCAAUGAUAGUUCUGAGGGAAGUAAUGUUGUUUCAUUUACAUUUAAAUCUGCGAUGAAGCAGAAGGCUGGCAUUCAUGGAGAAGUCACAAAAAGGAAGUCUCAACAUAGCUCAAGUUUUGAUGCUACUACAGGGAGAUCCUUCUUUAAAGGAAAUGAUGAAACAGCAUGCUUGCAGAAAUCCUUUCCUUUGAAAGGGGACAUUUUAGGAGCACUUUUGGAGCAAAAGCUAAAGGAAUUGACUAGUGAAGAAGAGUUCGCAGAAGGGGGUGCUGCACCUAGAAAAAGCACUGCAACAAUCCUUCAGGAGCUAAUAACAGCUUUGAAUGCAGAGAGACAAUUUCAUCUGGAUAGUUUGCCUCUUAGACCUAGCAGAAAAGAAGAAUUGUGUGGUGAUGGUGACGUGUCUUCUAGAAAUACUUGCAUGAAUUUCCAGUCCACACCAGAUUCGGCAACUGUUGGCAAUUCACUUGAUAUUGAUCACCGUAGUCCAGGAUGUGUUCUUGAAGCUACCUUUUCAAAUGACAGCUACCUCUCCAGCAGUCCCAAUAGUAGCUCAAGUAUGGUCCACCUCUCCAGCAGUCCCAAUAAUAGCUCAAGUAUGGUCCACCUCUCCAGCAGUCCCAAUAGUAGCUCAAAGGACAAAUUGCUUGCUGAAUCUGUGGACUCUAUCUCUGAUGAACCCCUCUUUCCAGAACCUGAUAGAGAUCUUUCGGAUUGUGCAACCUCUUUAUUCACCAGGAGGAGUUACAGAGCACUGAUCACAGACCAUGUUAACAACAUUUCUAGAGUGCUAAGCAAGAUUGAUCAGUUAAAAGGAAGCAAACUCAGUUACGCAAAAGAGGUCGUUUUGAAUACUGAACUCAUAUUUGGAGCUACAUGUGAACAACAGGCUCUACCUGUAGACGAUGGGUUCUCUCUGAACCAGUUUUUCCUGAAUGAACUUGAAAUGCUAUCAAGUCUUCUAUGGAUGACGUUUGGUCAGCUGCUUGGCUGUAAUGACCCAAAACAGAUGAGUCAGCUUAAAGGAUUUGCCUUUGAUUGUCUAUUAGAGUACCUAGACUCAAAAUUUGGUCGAUACUCUGAUUCUGGUUUCAGAACCUGGACUAGACUGCCAUCAAGUAUGACUAAAGAGAUUCUAAUUGCUGAUAUUAUUGAAGAGGUCAAAGAGUGGACAGAAUUUGUUGGGUUGAUCCCCGACGAGUUAAUAGAAUGGGAUAUGAGCCAUUCUUUGGGUAAAUGGACGGAUUUUGAGAUUGAAGAAUUUGAAUGUGGCACUGAAGUUGAUAGGCAUAUUCUCCAAGUAUUAGUAGAUGAAGUUGUUUUAGACCUCUACGGUUCUAGUUAAAUUUAGUAAGCCUAUCAGUGUUCUCAUGUGAUAACUCUCGCCUCAAUAAUUUCAAGCAAAGUAUUUUGUACAAAUCAAUAGAUUCUUCUGCA